Messenger RNA from Adineta ricciae, 1626 nucleotides. The record is from the annotation of a GenBank genome assembly. Lineage: Eukaryota; Metazoa; Rotifera; Eurotatoria; Adinetida; Adinetidae.
AUGGGUAUUGGCAACCUCGUUAAGAAGCCAUUGUCUGCGAAUGCAACUGAAAAUGAUCAAGUACAUAUUAGCAAAAAAAAGUAUGAUCUUCAUAGCAGGAAUUCUGAACGUCGCAUAGUCAUUCUUGGCUUUGGAAGCGUAGGCCGAUGUUGUCUACCACUCAUUCGUGAACUACUAGUUGAUGACUAUGCUCCUCGAUCGAUCACUAUUCUGGAUCGUGUAAUGCCGUUGGCCACUGUUGUUGCCAAGUUAAAAGCCGCCAAUAUAAAUUUUGAGCAAAAAUGUAUUAAGAAAGAUAAUUACGAAGAGAUUUUAGGCACUUAUUUGAAUGCAGGUGAUCUUCUCGUAGAUCUUAUUAUUAAUGUAAGUACGGCAGCAAUUGUAAAAUGGUGUCAGGAAAAUCAGGUUCUAUACGUGAACACAACAGCUGAUAUUUGGUUUUCCCAAGAGGAUGAGGAUCAGGAGGAUUAUGGAGCGCAUCCCUUUAAUCAAUUUGAGUUUCAUGAGACAGUAGUGGAAAUACAGAAUCAAUUUCGAAUGCAAAAUGGAACAAAAGCACCAACUGCCAUUGUGGAGCACGGUGCAAAUCCAGGUCUCGUUUCCCAUUUUGUCAAGCGAGGAUUGCAAGAUAUGGCUCAUCAUGUAUUAGAGAACUGCAUGAUCAGUGAUGUGAUUCGGAGACAAAAUAUUACAGAUGCAUUGAAUAGGAAGGAUCACGCACAGCUUGCAUACUUACUCGGUGUUAAAGCAAUACAUAUUUCUGAAAGAGACUCGCAAGCAACGAAUGUACCGCGCAGAAUACACGAAAGUGUUAACACUUGGUCUGUGGAAGGCUUGCUCGACGAAGCAUUUUGUUUUGCCCAAUUUGCUUGGGGCAAUCAUGAACAAAAAAUACCUGAAGGAGCUAUACUCAAUGGUGAUCCGAUACAAAAAUGGCCACCCCAAAGAAUUUCUAUACCAAAAAGAUCUCUCGGUGUUUUGGUUCGUUCUUGGGUGCCAAGUGGGCCUAUUUCUGGUAUGCUUAUUCCUCAUCCGGAACCAUUUAGCAUGGCUAAUUAUUUGACAGUUCGCGAUCCUUCGGAUGAAUUAAUCUAUCAACCAUCGGUCUAUUUUGUGUAUUUACCGUGCGACUCUGCAAUUUGCUCACUUCAUGAAUGGCGUAUGCAAGGUUAUCCAAAUAUAACUUCUGAGCGUGUUUUAUCUGAUGACAUUGUAUUGGGAGCGGAUGAAUUGGGCGUAUUAAUUUUAGGCGGACAUGAUAUUCCUGCUUGGUGGACUGGUAGUGUUCUCGACAUUGAAGAAACUCGUCGUCUCGUGAAAGGUCAUUCGGCAACAACGUUACAAGUAGCUAUCAGCGUCGUGGUCGGAAUCAUCUAUAGCUUUGAACAUCCUGAGGAGGGUAUUCGCUUUCCAGAAGAGAUCAAUAGUGAAGAAAUUCUCACUAGGGCCAUCCCAUUUCUUGGCACUUGGGUAUCCAAACCUGUCGAUUGGCCUACCAAAUCAACGUUUCAGGAAGAUGCCAGUGGAAAGGAUAGGAUUGAAACUAAUGAUGAAGGCAAAGAUCAAGACUCAAAGUGGCAAUUUGAAACAUUUCUGGUACAUAAUGACUAUCGUCAUCUAGUUUAA